AUGAGUACAAUUGAUAAUAAUGAUAAAUUAAUUAGAUUUAGAUUGGAUGUGAAAGUUCCAGUCUUAUCUCAUACAGUGGAUACUAGUAAUCCAGUAUCAGAUAUUGUCAAGUGUCAAAUUCAUAAGAAAUUUAAUUCAAAUUUAAUUGAUAAAAGUCAAGAUAAUAUUCAAAAUUUCCAUAUAGAUUCAAUUUUCCAAAAUUUUUUCAUUACAACUAAAUUAAUCGAUGAUGAAUCAUUUGCUCAAAUUAAUCUCUUGCUUAGUGGAUUUGCUAAAUAUAAAUACUUAAAGAAAAUUAUUCCAAAAAGAUUCAUGUGGAAUUUUGCAAAUUCUCAUCCAGAACUUAUGAUACCAGGUAAUAAAGCUUAUAAUUUUUAUAAUUUUGAAAUGUAUAAGUUCUUCAUCAAGAUGCCUAUAAUUAAUAGGAAACAUCAUAAACAUAUAAAGAGAAUUAAAUUUGAUAGAAAUAAUAUUUAUCUUUCAUUAGAAGAUAGACUUAAAAGUUUCACAGUUGUUUAUAAUUCAGAAGCUUUAGAUAUUUAUGACAUAGAUCAAUUAUAUGAGAAUUUUGAAAAUAAAAUUGGUAUUAAAUUAAGAGCUGAACAUGAUAACUAUCCAUUAACUCAUGUUAAUAAAUUUCAUUUUUAUAAAAAGUUAUUCAAUUUAUUAAAUACAACAAAUGGGAUUGAACAAGGUGAUGAUAUUUAUAUUAAAUCUCAAUUAUUUGCCAGAGCUACAAUUAUACCAAUUCAAGAAAUUUUAUUAAGAUUGGCUGAUCAAAAAACUGAAUUAUCUUUUAAUAAAGUUAUAACAGAUGAUUAUUAUGUUGAUGGCUAUUCAAUUUAUAAAACUAGACCACAUAUUGUUUUUGGAUUACCUGAUAAACCAAAAAUUAUUAUUAAAAUUGUCGAAACUGGAACUUUAGAUAAAUUUGAACAUUCAUUAAAAUGGAAAAUUCCAAAUGAAAAAGUUGAUAAAACUAUUAAAACUUUAUUUUGUGAAUGUUUAAGUCUUAAUUUAACAAAUGGGAUUAUAACAAAUGGUAAAGAAUCAUUAUUUAUUCAAUUUCCAGAUUAUUCUAAUUCUUCUCAACAAGAUAUACCUUUAAGUUCUCAAUUACAACAUCAAAUUGAAUUCCCAGGUGUUGUUAAGUAUAAAUUCUUUAAAGGAGGUGAAUUAAAUAGUAGUCAUAGUAUUCAAAUGGUUAUAUUUGGAUUACUUUUCGAAGAUGAAUGUGAUUAUGAUUUAAAACCUUGGAGAAUUGGAUUAAUUAAGGCUAAAAAAUAUGAAGAAUUGCAAAGAAAACAGUUGAAACAUAAGUUAUGA
This is a messenger RNA of Hansenula ciferrii, 1326 nucleotides long. RefSeq lists its product as uncharacterized. The record is from RefSeq and is a predicted model, not a curated record. Lineage: Eukaryota; Fungi; Ascomycota; Saccharomycetes; Phaffomycetales; Wickerhamomycetaceae. Bases 1 to 1326 code for a protein of 441 amino acids. The transcript has a single exon.